AAUCCAUGUGGAAGAGUUGGGCUUUUGGGACGGUAGCGAGGCCUAGCUCUUGCGGGGUUUGGAUUGCCAGCGCGAGACGAGCAUCUGAUCUUUUGAUCCACUGUGGAGAUGCUCAAGGCAACAGCGGCUCUGAUCUGGCAGACUUUGUGGAGUGGUUUCGACAACAAGACUUUAAGCACAAGAUCUUUGUGAGGGGCAACCACGAGAAAGGCCGCGAGUAGCUUGACUUGAUUUGUACUGAGCCUGGUGAGUCAUUACGCUCCCAUGUGCCAGUCCACAGACAGAACCAUCCAUUGGCACUGAUAUGCAAGGUUCUUUGCUGAAGGUGUUCUGGUCCAUCCAAAAGAAGAUAAUGGGAAGAUGGUGGAAAGACCGUUUGGGCGCGGUCUACCUCCGUGGGGCCACUCACUGUGGAAAGCUGAAGCUCUUUGGGAUUCCCUACCAACCCGACGGUUUCAUGCAAAUGGCCUACUCCAAGCAGAUCCCAGAGCAAUUGGAUUUGCUGGUCACGCACGAGCCACCGCACAAAAUGUUGGACUACGCCUGGGCAUCCAGUUUCCGGCAGGAACACAUCGGCUCCAAGACGUUGAAGAGCGCGCUGGGCCGGUUGGCCCACAAGAGCCGCACCAACAAAAGGAGGUUGUCACCUCGUGUGCACUUAUUCGGCCACGUUCAUGAAGGUCGUGGGAAAUUGGAGAAGAAUGGCACCUUGUUCCUCAACGUGUCAAAUGCGAACCCUGGCAUGGCACGCACCCUCCAGCAUCCCUGUGUCGUGCUGGAUAUAGCAACUGAUGGAUCUGGAGACGUGCGCGUGGUGAGCAUGUGA
Messenger RNA from Durusdinium trenchii, 826 nucleotides. The record is from the annotation of a GenBank genome assembly. NCBI's taxonomy places the organism in Eukaryota, Dinophyceae, Suessiales, Symbiodiniaceae.